UAGCCUAGGCAACAGAGUGAGCCUCUGUUUCCAAAAACAAAAAAAGGUACACGAGGUUGUGCCUAAUUCUGCUUUGUGUAGUAAGAUUUGUAAACCAGGUUGUUGAUAGAUGAAGAGAAAUUUAUCUCAUGCAGGAAGAAAGCAAGGUAGGAGCCUGUAGCCUAGACCAAGGCAUAUGCAAAUACUGCAUGUUCAAGAAAUAGUGACAUUGAAUUGAAUGAACCAGAGUUUCGGGUGCCUGAAGCAGAGUAAUAGGGCAGGAAGCUGCAUAAAAAGAUGGGCCUGGUUGUGUAGAGCCUCCUUAUGAGAGAAGCAGCUAGGAAUCAACAGUUUAAGAAACUGAAGAGCAAGUAUCAUGAAGAUAUAAAUAGGUUGAUGGAUUUGCACAUAAGGUGAUACUUGUAUACUUAAUGAGAAAUUUUUCUAUAGCAUGAUAGAUGGUGGAAAUUAUAUAGGAAUUGGAUAGAUGUGAAUUUUAUGAGUAUUUGACUUUAGUGGAAGUCUAUUUGGUCUCAAAAGAGGAAGGAGAUGAAGGUUUUUGGUUUGAUUUUGUUUGUUAAAGAUGGGAGAUUUGAGCAUGUAUCUAAGCAAAUGAAAGAAGUGGAAAAGAAAUGAGAUGGAUGAGAAAAGGAGAAGAGAGUCACCUGUUUAGGGAAGUAUGGAGAUGCUAAACCUGGCCAUGAUCAUGGGGAGCAUUUUGCUAAUGCUGAAACAAAGUACGUGUGUGCUUAUUAACAUAUAGCAUUUCUAAGUUAGUCCUGGGAAUAAAAUGGGUAAGCUCUAGCCAAAAUUCUCUUUCCCAAGAAAUACAUUAUCUCCACAUAGCAUUCAUUACAUUAUUAUUUGUUUCAUUGACUUUUUUCCCUAAUGGGUGUCAAACCUGUGUCUGAUUCUUAGGCCCCAGAUAACUAGUACAAUGCUAGGUGAAUUAGGAAAAUGGCCUCUGAUCCAUAGCUGCUUUUCACGCAAAAACCUACAGAAGUCUGCUGAAAAGGUAUUUGGAUAAUUAAACAAGACCGAAAAGUAAUGACUAAUGACAGAGAAUCUUGCAAACUGAAGGUCUCUGCCCAGGCAGGGAAACGAACUAAUCAAUAUUCAACAGUUAUGUGUGCUGUUUUUUAGUGCUGUCGAUGCCUUGGGAAAGAAGGGGACAUGGUGUAAUCAUAGUAUUAAGGGGAAAGUGGUUGAAAUGUUUCCUGAGCGCUCUCGUGCAACUUUUGCUCCGUUCACACCUGGUGCUACAGGCUCGGCCCCGAGGUUAUACCCACCAAGAGGAAGGAUCAGGGCUGGGGCUGCCAGCGCCAGGGGAACUCGCUCCGGAAGCCGCCUCGCUCCGGAAGCCGCCCUGCCCCGCGCGCCCUAGCGUCCCGGUUGCCCGGGAGACGCUGCGGCGGUUCCGCUGGCUCCGAAGUCGCUGGGUAAGCGGCCGCUUCCUCCGAGCCACACGCGCGGGAGCUGGGGCUGGGGCUGUUCGGCGCUGCUCGAGGCUGCCCUGUCCGUGCAGUGCAGCAUUGUACUGCAAGUCAAUCGAUACAAUAAUAAUUUAAGUCACUUCAGCUAUAAUGGAAAAGUAUGAAAAAUUAGCUGAGAUUGGAGAAGGGUCUUAUGGGAUUGUAUUCAAAUGCAGAAACAAAACCUCUGGACAAGUAGCAGCUAUUAAAAAAUUUGUUCAAUCUGAAGAUAAUCCUGUUACUAAGAAAAUAGCACUAAGAGAAAUACGUACGUUGAAGCAAUUAAAACAUCCAAAUCUUGUAAACCUCACUGAAGUAUUUAGAAGAAAAAAGAAAAUAUAUUUAGUGUUUGAAUAUUGUGAUCAUACACUUUUAAACGAGUUGGAAAGAAACCCAAACAGGCUAGUAAUUGGGGCUUUGCAGUUUCUGAAUCCUAGCCCCUACCUUGUUUCCCAAUUCCAGUACUUACUCUCCUGCACCUAUAGGCUCUUAGAUCCCGACCAGACCAGCGUGAUUGCUGAUGCUGUGAUCAAAAGUGUAUUAUGGCAAACACUUCAAGGUCUUAAUUUCUGUCAUAUACAUAAUUAUAUGCACCGAGAUAUGAAACCUGAAAAUAUUCUAAUAACUAAGCAAGGAAUAAUCAAGAUUUGUGACUUUGGGUUUGCACGAAUUCUGAUUCCAGGAGAUGCCUACACCGGUUAUGUAGCUACGAGAUGGUACCGAGCUCCUGAACUUCUUGUGGGAGAUACUCACUAUGGUUCUUCAGUCGUUAUAUGGGCUAUUGGUUGCGUUUUUGCAGAGCUCCUGACAGGCCAGCCACUGUGGCCUGGAAAAUCAGAUAUAGACCAACUUUAUCUGAUAAUCAGAACACUAGGUAAAAUCCCAAGACGUCAAUCAAUCUUUAACCGGUUUUUCCAUGACAUCAGUAUACCUGAACCAGAAGACAAGGAAACUCUUGAAGAAAAGUUCUCAGACACUCAUCCUGUAGCUCUGAGCUUCAUGAAGGGGUGUCUGAAGAUGAAUCCAGAUGACAGAUUAACCUGUUCCCAACUCCUGGAGAGCCCCUACUUUGAUUCUUUUCAAGAGGACCAAAUUAAAAGAAAAGCGUGUAACAAACGAAGAAACAGAAGACACCAGCAGCAGGCACCCAGGCUUUUUCUCAAAACCAAGAUCUGCCAGGUACAAAGGAAUGAAACUCAGACAUCUGGGAACCAAAUUCUACCCAAUGGGCCAACAUUGCAGAACAGUUGGGUGACUCUUAUGACAAACAUUAAUUCUGCAGUUUAUCAGGUGACUGUCCUUCACUUGCUUUCAGAAAACUUUGAAGUUAAAUCAUAA
Messenger RNA from Nomascus leucogenys (northern white-cheeked gibbon), 2789 nucleotides. Lineage: Eukaryota; Metazoa; Chordata; Mammalia; Primates; Hylobatidae. The record is from RefSeq and is a predicted model, not a curated record.